Molecule: messenger RNA, 882 nt
Organism: Acytostelium subglobosum LB1
Lineage: Eukaryota; Evosea; Eumycetozoa; Acytosteliales; Acytosteliaceae
Exons: 1
Molecular function (GO): metal ion binding; protein binding
Source: RefSeq, a predicted model, not a curated record
AUAGAUAGAUAUAGAAUAUAUAGGAUGGGAUCACUAGCAGUCGUUCAACAGUUGCAUACACUCUCAUUGGAUCCAGAUCACAGAGAGUUCAUCGUUAAGGACCAAGGCUGUUUGCCAGCUUUGGUCAUGUUUUUGUCAUCGACAGAGGAGGCCGUCGUAUCGACCACACUCGACACACUCGGUCUGUUGGCCCAGAACGAUAACAACCGUCCACUGAUGCUUAAGGAGCCUGGUCUCAUGUCUGGCCUCAAGAAGUUGGCCACCACCUCCACCGACGACAACGACACCACCACAAACAACAACACCAUCAGAACACAAUCUAGCGCUAUUGUCGCCCAGCUGGAACCUCAGACACCACCUACCUCCUCCACUACGUUCCACGCCGCGCCCGCCCCCGUCAAGCUCCAGACAUCGUUCUCCAUGCUGGUCGGCGACAAGUUUGCCGGCGGCUCCCAGCACCGCGUACCCAACGGCGCCGCCUCCAACGCCAAGACUCUGAUCUUCUUCAUCAAGGGCAUGAACACCGAGGCCCUGAAGAAGCAGGUUGAGGAGUGUCUGCUCAAGACCAAGGGCAUCAUCUCGUUCAUGAUCGACCUGCACACCUACCAGGCCACCAUCCGCUGCACUAUCGGCUCCGACGAGAUCAAGGCAGCCAUCAGAUACACACUCGGUCUGCAGGCAUCGCUCAUGAUCGAUGGUCAAGAGGAGGUGGACAACUCGCCCGACUACCUGCCCGAGAUCAACGGUGGCAACACAAACUCCUCCAAGAAGUCCAACUGGAGCUGGAACUCCAUCGUCUCUUUCGGCACAUCCACCGACAAUGCCAAGCCUGCCAACCAGAACUGGGGCUGGGGUUCAAUCUCAAAGGCACUCUUUGGUUAA